AUGGCUGCCCCAGCAGAAAAGACCCUUCGAAACCUAGAUGGCACCUGGGUCAUGAACAAGUCCUUGUCCGACUCGGCCGACCCAGCCCUGGCGCUGCAGGGCGUGGGCUGGCUGACCCGCAAGGCCAUCGGCCUGGCGACGGUGACGCUGCACAUCAAGGAGUACGUGGACGAGGCCGGGGUGACGCACGUCGACAUCCAGCAGACGGCGACGGGCGGCGUCAAGGGCAACACGGAGAACCGCACGCUGGACAACAGCUUCCGCGAGCACAGCGACUGGCUGUUCGGCAACGUCAAGGGCCGCACGGGCUGGGUCGCGUCCAAGGACGGCAUCGCCGACGGCAAGGACGAGUUCCUCAAGAAGGGCUGGGAGGACGCCCAGGCCGAGUUCGUCGUCGGCUACGUCGAGAGCCUCGACCGCGGCUGGACCGCCUGGCAGGUCUGGGGCUUCCAGGAGGUCAACGGCGAGCGGAGGUACGCGCGCAACAUCGUCGUGGCCAAGGGCGACGAGCGGGUCGAGAUGAGGCUCGUCUACGACUUUUACUCGGAGGAGCCUUAG
Molecule: messenger RNA, 558 nt
Organism: Diaporthe amygdali
Lineage: Eukaryota; Fungi; Ascomycota; Sordariomycetes; Diaporthales; Diaporthaceae
Exons: 2
Coding region: 1-558 (185 amino acids)
Source: RefSeq, a predicted model, not a curated record